AUGUGUCAAACAAAGAGGAUAUGUGCACAAAAUCAAUCUGCAAAUACAAACUCUAUCGAAAGUGCUGUCAAAGCUGCCACUGAAAAAUCUCAGAUUUUUCUAUCAUUCACAAUCAACCGAUGCAUAACGAAAACUUUUAUUAGAACGAGAACAUCGAACAAAAUUAUACAAGGAAGUACCCAGGUCAACAAAUCCGAUCGGAUUCCUGGAAACGGAAUUGCAUUGGAAUCCGACUGGAAAAACUCCGUCGGUUAUUGCAAAUUUCAUGAGCGAUCGUUUUAG
Adineta ricciae is the source of this 282-nucleotide messenger RNA. The record is from the annotation of a GenBank genome assembly. NCBI's taxonomy places the organism in Eukaryota, Metazoa, Rotifera, Eurotatoria, Adinetida, Adinetidae.